UUUCCCUUUUAGUACGCCAAAGUGACCAGAUAAGCCAGUUCUUCUGUGCUUCACCAACAAAAAAGAAAAGCGAAGAAACUAACGUAUUUCUACACUAUAGAAGGCAUAGAAAAAUGAAUCCAAAACCCAAGACUUCAAUUAGGGCUUUGGGGCAGCGCUCCAUCGCUUCGUCGUUCCUCGCUCGCUCUUCUGGUUUGUACUCCGGUUCUACUGAUUCCAAAGAAGACAAUCGGGACGAAGCUUCAAAGAAGAGCCGCCGCACCUCGCUCGUGGACUUCCUCGACAGGAAGCUGCACACUACUUCUGCGCUGCCCAGAACAGUUCAGGGGAAAUCAAGACCCUUUUCAUCGCCGCUGGGCCCAAGAGAAUCCAGUGGCUCCAUCGAUGGCCAUUUUGGGGCAAAGAAAGAUGGGGAAGCAAAGUCAAACUGCAUCAUCGACAAAGUGUUAUUUGAACAGUUCAAGCAUAAUGGUGAAGAUAAAGGAGAUCGUGAAGGUUCCUGUAGCGACAUGGGAUGUUGUAACACAGAUGAGGUGCCACAAUCAAGAAAAAGAAGGAAUCCAUUUCAAGGUGGGCAUGAGAAACAUACUGCUCAAAAGCAUUUAUUAGCUCUUGGAGAUGAUCCAGAACCAAAGCGAAAAGCAGAGGAAGAGAGGUUUAUUAGCAAGAAGAAAUCAAGACCUCUUUACAAUCACUAUGCAAAUGGUUGUGGCUGGUGGGACUGCAACAUGGAAGGUGUUGAUAACGAAGAAGUAGGCUUCAAUGAAGUAUGGGAAGGGGUGGGCUCUACUACAUUAGGAGGAAUAGAAUGGCAUUGAAUUUGUUAUCUGUGAAAGGUCCAAUUUCUUUUGAACUGUGCUAGUUCCAAAAAGAUGUAAUUUAGGACAAUAAGGAAACCAAAAGAGGAAGACAGGAAAAAUGCUGUCUCCAGUUGUAAUAGUUGAUUAGUUUUAUCUGACUUCCCUUGGUGGAUCACGUUUUCAAAUAUUGGGUGGGACACAGUUUCUUGAACUUUCUCAGAAAAAUGUGCUUCGUUAAAGCCCACAAUAAAUAAUAAUAAAAAGAUAAAUGGUUCAUAUCCGAGUCUUUUUUGAAUCAUUCAGAAAACCCCAGUCGACUGUUUGCAUGGUGGGUAAAAUCUAAUUUUGUAAAUACAUAUAUACAGCUGCUCUUUGAGAAGGGUAUCCAAAUGUUCUCCUAACUCGUGUUAAAAUCCAGCCCCGAUUAUGAGAGUUCAUUCUGUUCU
Carya illinoinensis is the source of this 1246-nucleotide messenger RNA. RefSeq lists its product as uncharacterized. Bases 114 to 818 code for a protein of 234 amino acids. Lineage: Eukaryota; Viridiplantae; Streptophyta; Magnoliopsida; Fagales; Juglandaceae. The transcript is spliced from 6 exons. The record is from RefSeq and is a predicted model, not a curated record.